This is a messenger RNA of Trichechus manatus latirostris (Florida manatee), 1599 nucleotides long. RefSeq names its product IQ motif containing G (gene IQCG). Lineage: Eukaryota; Metazoa; Chordata; Mammalia; Sirenia; Trichechidae. Gene Ontology annotation, cellular component: cytoplasm; sperm flagellum. Bases 28 to 1305 code for a protein of 425 amino acids. The transcript has 9 exons. Gene Ontology annotation, biological process: sperm axoneme assembly; cilium organization. The record is from RefSeq and is a predicted model, not a curated record.
GAGGGCGACAAGACUAGUUCAACAAGAAUGGAUAAAGACCAGCUGAAAGCCUCUAACCUUUCUCCAAAAGUUUGGAAUUCUGAGGUGAUGGUGUCAGUGACAGGUGAGCCACCUGGAACGAUAGAAGGAGAUGAAGAAACAGCCCGAGUUACAGGAAUGGAAAUCAUCCCGGAAUGCGGAGAGCCACCACUCUCCCUUCUAGAUGUGCUGAGAAUCACUGCAGUUCUGGAGGAUGCCAGAGACCAGCUCUCUAUUCUCAACCACAUCAUGCCAGUUCAGGUUGAAAGAAGUCAAGGCACCAGCUUGAAAAGCACAGAGAAGAAUUUAGAAGGAAAAAGUAUAGAAAAAUCUCAAAUGAUCUCAGCAACCUUGAAAACAUCUGGUCCAAUCUUCCCUAUGGAAGGACUCAAGUUUCCAGAAAUCAGCCAAGGAGGCCAAUUUGUAGUAGACUCUAACAAAAUGCAGGAUCUUGUCUUCAAAAAACCUACAAGGCAGACCAUAAUGACUACGGAGACACUGAAGAAAAUCCAGAUUGAUAGGCAAUUUUUCAGUGAUGUCAUUACACACACCAUGCAGGAGUUGGAAGAUUCAGGCACUUUCACCAUUCUCCUGCAAACUUUAGGCAAAGAGAGGGAAAACAAAACACAUUUCUACAAUAUCAUUGCUAGCGAGGAGAAAGGAAGAAAACAGAUAAAAUCUCUUCAAAAACAGCUACUGAAUGUCAAAAAAGAACGGCAAGUUGAAGUACAGAGUCAGAACGAAUAUAUUGCUCACCUCAAGGACCAGUUGCAAGAGAUAAAGGCAAAAACCAACAUGGAGAGUUGCUAUACGAAGAAAAAUACCGAGCUGCAGAUCGCUCAGGCCCAUAAAAAAUUUAACAAGGCAGAGGAACUCCUGCUGGAGGAGAUUGAGAAGCUAAGGAUGAAAACUGAGGAAGAGAACUGGAUUCAUACGGAGAUUGAAACUUUCCUUAAAAAGGAGCAGCAGCCAUACCUGUCCCCAAGUAAGCUUUCAAAUAAGCAGAGGUCUCAGAGAAAGUUGUCCUUCAUCACACAGGUGGCACUCUCUAAUGAUGAAGUCAGUGUUCCCAAGAUCUUCAGCCCAAUUACACAAGCAAUACAAUGUAGCUUGUCAAGCAUAGUACACAUUUCCCUCACUUCUCUCUUCCAGCUCCAAGCCUGGUGGCGAGGCACUGUGAUACGGCAUGAAAUUGGUUCUUUCAAGAUGCCCAAGAAGGACAAAGAUGAUAGCAAGGAUUCCAAGGGUAAAGGCAAAGACAAAGAGAAGCGGAGAGGCAAGAAAUGACCAAGUUCUCUUUUGUCCUUUCCUCUGAUAACUUUGGAGAUGGGUGAGAGGACUUGAAGAGCGUUAAAGAAACGUCUUUAACUACCACCAAUAACUCAUCUCUAGGUUGGUUCUUAUUUGGACACUCCCAGGUGACACCUGGUUACCUCACUGUGCCUGUUGUUAGUUUUCAAGCCCUGAAUUAGGAUUAACCAUCGAUUUAAGGCUUCCUCAUAUUUUGAUAAAAUUUUGCUGGAAUAAGUUGUUUCUAGGAGUCUUGUAAAGACUCUUCUUACUCUUUCUCACCAGUGACAG